Molecule: messenger RNA, 2134 nt
Organism: Scleropages formosus (Asian bonytongue)
Lineage: Eukaryota; Metazoa; Chordata; Actinopteri; Osteoglossiformes; Osteoglossidae
Gene: tfb2m
Product: transcription factor B2, mitochondrial
Exons: 9
Coding region: 142-1455 (437 amino acids)
Biological process (GO): rRNA methylation; transcription initiation at mitochondrial promoter
Cellular component (GO): mitochondrial matrix
Molecular function (GO): mitochondrial transcription factor activity; rRNA (adenine-N6,N6-)-dimethyltransferase activity
Source: RefSeq, a predicted model, not a curated record
UUUGACAUGGGGGAAUUAUGUAUGCUGUCGAUGUCAUUGCACUCAAGCGACAAACACAGCUGCGAUCGAAGACUUUCAGUAAAUAGCUUCCGGAUCACGACGGAAACGGAUAACUAGGCGAAGGUGCAAAUCUUGCCAAAAAUGUCUUCUCAGGGCCUUAAAUUCCUGUUGAUGGGAAUACGGACCGCCGUUGGCCAUGUACACGUCAGUCAUUCAGUUAAUCUGGCAUCAACAUGUACUUCUAUCAUCCAUUUUGCCCCCAAAAGAACUUACUACCUGGACUCUAACUACUCCAGCCAAGGACAGACUCAGGUUCAGCAGGGUAGAGCAGAGCUCAUCUCGCCAAACGUCGGACUUACGCAGAGGAACCUGUCUGCCGUGGCGAGCUCGCUGUUGGGCCAGUGCCGUCCGCUGAGUCGAUACGAUUUCCUGGACCUGGGAGCGGUAGAAGAAAACACACGCAAGGUUCUGGCGAGCAGAAGCCUGCGGCAUUUCAUUGUGGAUCCUGACCUUGCCCGGGUGGUGGCCGGCCACCUAGAAAGAGACUUGGCAGAUGGAAAGGCCGUCAUCUUUGAGUGCAACCCUGGCCCUGGGGUACUUACUCGAGCUCUGCUAAACUCUGGAGCCCAAAGAGUAGUAGCACUGGAGAGUAAUAAGGGCUUUCUCCCAGAUUUACAGGCUUUGGAAAGCAGUCUGGAUGGACAGAUGGAGGUGGUGCACUGUGACUUCUUCAAGCUGGACCCAAUCGGUCACGGAACCUUGAAACCGCCACUCAUGUACUCGGAAAAGCUCUUCAACGACUUGGGGAUAUCAGAUGUUCCCUGGAAAUCAGAUGUCCCUGUGAAGGUGGUGGGGAUCUUCCCCCAGCGCAACGAGAGGAACAUUCUAUGGAAGCUGAUCUUUGCUCUCUUCGAGCGCGCAUCCGUCUACCACUAUGGCCGUGUGGAGCUGCUCAUGUUCAUGAGUGAGGUGGAGUACAUGAAACUGGUCGCUUUACCAAAAGAGCAGACAAAAUAUAAGCCUUUGGGUGUCCUAUGGCAGAUGGCUUGUGACAUCGAGCUCUUGCACAAGGAACCAUUGUCAUCUUUUGUGGUAUCCAUCAAACGUAGUGGUAAUAGUGUCCACAAGACCAAAGUCCCAAAAGACCACUUGUGCUUGGUGAGGUUGACCCCACGUGAACACCUUUUCACCAGCAACCUCACUCCCACCAAUGGGGCCUCUCUGAUCAUGAUGGUCAAGCAGUGCUUCAGUAAGCGGAAAACCCAACUGGUUGAACAUCUGAAAUUAUGGAGUCCAGAAAAUGGUGAGAAGAUUCUUACUGAACUAGGUCUCCUUGAAGAUGUCCAGACAGGACAAGUCUUCCCAGAAGAAUACAAAGUUCUGUUUGAAAGACUGCAGCAGUCUAAGGAGCUCCCCCAAAACUGGCUCUACAACGAGAACUUAGUGACCAAAUGAUCAACGUAACUUUUGCUUACAAACUUGAUGUUCCUCGCUCCUAAGAAGGAGGCUUGUAGAAAACCAAGAGAACAUCCAGUGUACAGGAGCAACACCAUUAGAAGAAAUCCAUCCCUGAAUGUUACCAUGUUCAUGUUCUUCAGAAUGAUUGUCUCUUGGACAUGCUCUCAAAUAAACUUGUGUUCCUAUUGGACAUUGUUUUUUUCUAAUAAGUUUAUAUAUUUACAUUUAAAUGACUGUCAGCAAGUUCUACUGUUUGCUCAAGUACCCAGCUGCAUAUUUUACUGACCUAAGGUAGCUUACAAAAAAAGAGUGUUUAUUUGUCUGAAAACUGCAGUUUUUUGGUCUACAAUCAGGGGUUCUUAACCUGGUGUCUAUGGAGCUCUUGGGCAUUCAUACCUGGGCUCUAAGCAGGGGUCUGUGAAAUGCAGCCUUGCUUUUGAAAGUAAAAGUAGAAAUACCACCUAAAAAGUUAAUAAAUGAAAAUAUGAAAACAUUAUUACUAUGACAAUUUUAUGUGAAGGACAUCAAUGUUCCAUGCAAUAAAUUGACUGCAAUAUUUUCUCUGUAUUUAUAGAAUUUUUCAGAUAAGGGGUCAAAAAAAGGGUUAUUCAAGGGCCUAGAAAAGGGUGAGAACCUCUGCUCUACAUUGUUCAUCGCUGAGAAUCUCAAAAUUCAU